AUGUUCCAACUCAAGACGCGGAGGGCCAGGAGAUUGUUUUUCAGACCUCUAAACACUGACCAACCUGGUAUAAGAGACUCUGCGAUUGUUGCGUUUUGUGGUUCAAAGCAGACGUAUCGAUUUUUCACUACAUCACAGAAUUGGAGACAUGUUGUUGCCGGACCAUUUACGUCCGGUCCUGCAUCAACCGAAAUUCCCUGGCUUAAUCCAAGGAAAGAUCAUGAGAUUCAAAUGGCUGUCUCCGAGUUCUACUUGAACCCAUAUUGCACGAAAUCAACGAAAUAUACUCAUUUGCAAACAACCUUGGUUUGCGAGGAACUCUCCUGGGACCCAAGUGAAUCUCUCGUUUAUGAUGUUACAAAGCAACUGAAUGUGCUAUAUCAAGCCACCUCAUAUUUCAGUGGACUGUCGAAGAAUUUUCAGCGACCUUAUGAGUAG
Opisthorchis viverrini is the source of this 438-nucleotide messenger RNA. RefSeq lists its product as hypothetical. NCBI's taxonomy places the organism in Eukaryota, Metazoa, Platyhelminthes, Trematoda, Opisthorchiida, Opisthorchiidae. The transcript is spliced from 3 exons. Bases 1 to 438 code for a protein of 145 amino acids. The record is from RefSeq and is a predicted model, not a curated record.